AAGAUGUUCAUGAACACCGUCCUGCGCGCGGACAUCGGGUUCGGAGAGGCGUACAUGAACGGCGACUUCGACUGCGACUUAUACGCGCUCCUCGAUAUGCUGUGCGCGGGCCACCCCGCGAACGUGGGAUCGCGCGCGGGCGCGGACAGCGGCGUGCCGUCCGCGGGCGGCGGCAUGGAAUUCGCCGCGCACGCGGCGCUUUCGAACACGAGAGAAGGGUCGAAGCGAAACAUCGAGUACCACUACGACGCCGGGAACCGGUUCUACAAGCUCUGGCUCGACGACACGAUGCUGUACAGCUCGGGGAUACAUCAGCCGCUGAAGUGGAAGACGCGGGAGGAGCGCUUAAAGGCGGCGCAAUACGCCAAGAUCGACGCGAUGAUCGACCGCCUGGACGUGCAGCAGAGCGACCACGUCCUCGAGAUCGGGUGCGGGUGGGGCGCGUGCGCGAUUCGUCUGUGCGAGCGAUACCCGAACGCGAGAGUCACGGGGCUGACGAUCAGCAACGAGCAGGCGCGUUCUAUCUCACACUGGUUCCCAUACGACCGCGCGACGGCUCGCGUCGCCGCCGCCGGCGUCGCGGACCGCGUGACCAUCGUCCUCAAGGACUACCGCGAUCAUCUCGGCGCGGACGAGAGGGCGACGUACGAUAAGGUGAUCUCCAUCGAGAUGAUCGAGGCGGUGGGGCACGAGCACCUCCCCGGGUUCUUCCGGGUCGUUUCCGACGCGUUGAAGCCGGGCGGGAAAGCCGCGAUUCAGGUCAUCACGAUGCCGGACGAUCGAUACGAGAGCUACUGCAAGUCUGAAUCCGACUUCAUCCGAGCGUACAUCUUCCCCGGCGGGCACUUGCCCUCCGUCGGCGCGAUGGUCGCGGCCGCGGAGCCCGCGGGGCUGAUCCUCGACCCCGCGUACGACGACAUCGGGACGCACUACGCGGUCACCUUGCGUCUGUGGCGCGAGCGGAUGAUGGCGAGAAAAGACGACAUCCUCGCCAUGGGAUACUCGCGCAAGUUUCUUCGAAUGUUCGAGUUUUACUUCGCGUACUGCGAGGCUGGGUUCGCGCGAGGUCUCAUACACGACCUG
Molecule: messenger RNA, 1083 nt
Organism: Micromonas pusilla CCMP1545
Lineage: Eukaryota; Viridiplantae; Chlorophyta; Mamiellophyceae; Mamiellales; Mamiellaceae
Exons: 4
Biological process (GO): lipid biosynthetic process
Source: RefSeq, a predicted model, not a curated record